AUGAAGUGGAGGAUGUUAAGGAGGAAAUUUUCGAUCACUUUGGGACUAAAUUUAAAGAGAGUGAGGCGUUUAGACCGGCCCUUGGAGGGAGAGCGAUUUAAUAUGCUUAGCAAUGAGGACAAGUGUAUUCUCGAGUUACCUUUUGAAGAAAGUGAAAUAAAACAAGCGAGAAUUUCACACGGGUCUUCUCUUGCUAAAUCUAUAACAUCUUCCUUUUUGGCUUUGAUUCCUAAAUCUAACAAUCCGUUAGGUUUAGACGACUAUAGGCCGAUUUGUUUGGUUGGUAGCAUUCAUAAGAUCAUAUCCAAAGCAUUGGCGGGAAGAAUCAAACAAGUGAUCGGAAAAGUCAUUUCUAGUAGUCAAAGUGCUUUUGUUCCUGGGAGACAGUUGUUGGACGGGGCUUUAGUGGCGAAUGAGUUAGUAGAUUACGCUUCGAAGGAAAAAAAGGAGGUGUUGCUUUUCAAAGUAGAUUUCGAAAAAGCUUAUGACAAGGUCAAUUGGGAGUUUCUUCAAGCUAUGUUGAUUGGUAUGGGUUUUGGAGAUAGAUGGUUAAAGUGGAUGGAUGCCAUUGUUUUUUCGAGUCAUAUGUCGGUGUUGGUGAAUGGGAGUCCCACAAAGGAAUUCAAGGUGGAGAAGGGAUUGAGGCAAGGCGAUCCAAUCUCUCCUUUUCUCUUUGGUAUUGUUGCAGAGGGUUUGGAGGUUCUAGUGAAUGGAGCGGUGGAGAAUGGUGAUUUUGCGGGGUUUACGUUCAAGAGGAGGUGCUUCAUAGAUAUGCUCCAAUUCGCGGACGAUACUCUAUUAAUUGGUGAUGGUAGUUGGUCUCACUUGUGGGCUAUCAAAUCGGUUUUGAGUGCUUUUGAGACGAUUUCCGGAGGGAAAGGGAAGGAGUUUACCUUUUUAGGUUUACCCAUAGGAAGCAAUCCUCGUAGGAUUAACACUUGGGAGCCUUUGGUAGUGAAGGUUAGAAGGAGACUAGCGAGUUGGAAAGGAAGAUAUCUUAGCUUCGGAGGAAGAUUAACUCUCAUCAAGGCGGUUCUUAGUAGUUUAGCUAUUUUCUACUUAUCGUUCUACAAGGCGCCAAAGAAAGUUAUAAAGGAAAUCAAUUGUAUCCAAAGCAAUUUUCUGUGGGGUGGCACGGAAGAUAAAAGGUGUACUCAUUGGUGGAAAUGGAGGAUUUUAGACAAACCGGAAUCUUUGUGGUACGGAGUGUUGAAAGCGAGGUACGGAGAUGUCAACUUGAAGAUGGCUCACGCGGGUGAUUCAAGUAACGGCGGUAAUACAUCGUUUUGGCAUUCCAAUUGGACAAACCGGGGCCCUCUUAAAGACUGUUUCCCUCUGUUGUAUAGUUUAUCUUCCCUGCAGGAUGUAUCGGUAGCUCUUAUGGGCAGUUGGAUAGGAGGAACAUGGAAGUGGGGCGAUUUCGGCUUGUCGCGGUUUGCGGUGAACAGCCGGAGUAAUUUUGCAGCUGCGCAUUUUUUCCCUGCUGGGCUUUCCCUCCCGAUUGCGCUUCUGCCUAUCUCUUCUACUGCCGGCAGCAUCCCGAAUCUGUCACCAACAGCUGAGCCUUUGCAGGAGAAUCAUAGUUUGGAUACUUACAGCAUGGUUGGUGAGUCGAUGGAGAACUUGCUUUUAGACCUACAAAGCGUUUCCCUUGAAUUUGCUCGUGGUGACAGCGUGUCUUGGAGACCAGACAAGGAAGGUAUUUUUUCAGUUAAAAGCUGUUAUGAAAUUCUUUGCAGCAAUCUUAUUCCGUUUGGUCCGGAGGGAGAGUUUGAUAAGGCUCUUAUGCUUGUUUGGAAGGUGGAGGCCCCGUUGAAAUCAAAAGCUUUCAUAUGGCGUAGUUUUAUUAACAGGAUUCCGACAAGGGGAGCUCUUUAUCGGAAAGGUAUCAUCCCUUUUACCAAUUCUGUCUGUGCCUUUUGCUGCGGCUUUGAAGAAGACCCGGCUCAUUUAUUGUUAAAUUGUCAUUGUGUUGAAUUGGUGUGGAAGGAUAUUGCCAAGUGGAUAGGCUUUGAUAAUUAUUAA
Molecule: messenger RNA, 2025 nt
Organism: Vicia villosa (hairy vetch)
Lineage: Eukaryota; Viridiplantae; Streptophyta; Magnoliopsida; Fabales; Fabaceae
Exons: 5
Coding region: 1-2025 (674 amino acids)
Source: RefSeq, a predicted model, not a curated record